AUGAGCGAAGACAGCCAGCCACGUCUUCUGAAAUCCGACCCCACCCCGUGGGACCAUGAUCCGAAUGCAGAGAACUCCAAUCAAAGCGACAAUCAAAGCGACGAGUAUGAGCCAGAAUGGGUGGAGGGAAUCACACUGGUGAUGGUGAUUUCAGGUAUCACGCUGGUCGUGUUUUUGAUGCUGUUGGAUAUGUCGAUUGUUUCGACGGCCAUUCCAAAAAUCACCACUCAAUUUGACUCGCUCGGUGACGUUGCAUGGUACGGGAGUGCGUAUACAAUCUCCAGCAAACUCUUCCAAAAUGCCCAUCAUCGGCCGCCCGGUGGCAGGAAUCGGAUCAUCGGGCAUGAUGAACGGGGCGUUGAAUAUCCUGGCCGGUGCAGUGCCGAUCAAAAAGAGACCGGCAAUGAUUGGGAUCAUCAUGGGGUUGGCCAACUGGGCUUAGUUGGAGGGCCACUAGUUGGUGGUGCUUUUACGACUUACUCGACUUGGCGAUGGUGCUUCUAUAUGAACCUCCCCGUCGGGGCAUUAGUUGGUGUCCUGCUCCUCUUCACACGCGUCCCAGACCAAAAGCCAAAACAACCCGCCCGCGAAAUCCUGCGUUCAGUGGUCCUUCAGAAAUUCGACUUCAUUGGGUUUGUGCUAUUCGCGCCGGCCUCGAUCAUGCUUCUUCUGGCGCUACAAUAUGGUGGAAAUGAGUACUCGUGGGACAGUGCAACAGUCAUUGGCCUGAUCUGUGGAUCAGUCGCGACUUCCGUGGUCUUUGCUUUGUGGGAACGGCAUAUGGGCAUCGAGGCAAUGAUUCCGGGUCAUUUAGUCUGCGAUAAGAUUGUCUUAUCCAGCAGUCUACUAUCGAUGAUGAUCUUUGGGUUUACGAUGACUCUCUCAUACUACCUGCCCAUCUACUUCCAGUCUGUCCGGGACAAGUCCGCCUUGGUAAGCGGUGUCGACUUGUUGCCAAACAUUCUAUGCCAGUUGGUCAUGGCCGUGGUAUCCGGGGUGCUGACCUCAAAGCUCGGUUACUAUCUUCCUUGGGGAGUUCUUGGAGCUAUUCUAAAUGCCGUGGGAAAUGGCCUGCUCUCUACCCUGUCACCCACUACCUCGGUGCCCAAUUGGGCCGGCUACGAAUCGCUGGUAGGAUUCGGUCGAGGUGCCAUCUCCCAAGUACCCAUGAUCGCCAUCCAAAACGCGGUCACAGGUGAUGACGUCUCCACUGCCAUGGCCAUGAUGACCUGUGCCCAGACCUUUGGCGGGGCCAUCUUCCUGGCUGUGGGGGAAGUUAUAUUCGCCCAGACCCUUAAGAAGAAGAUCCCUGAGUACGCCCCCUCUGUGAAUGCCGAAGCAGUCAUCGCUGCCGGCGCGACCGGAUUCCGCGAAGUUGUGUCGGCACAGAACCUGCCGGGCGUGUUGGUAGCGUACGCGAAGAGUAUAGACUCAGUUUUCUAUUUGAAUGUCGCGCUAUCUUGUGCGCAGUUUGUCUUCGCAUGGGGAGUUGGAUGGAGGAGUGUGAAGGAGAAGGAGGAGGAUUCGGAGGAGAAAGUAGCAGAGUCGGCGUGA
Molecule: messenger RNA, 1554 nt
Organism: Penicillium hordei
Lineage: Eukaryota; Fungi; Ascomycota; Eurotiomycetes; Eurotiales; Aspergillaceae
Product: Major facilitator superfamily domain general substrate transporter
Exons: 7
Coding region: 1-1554 (517 amino acids)
Biological process (GO): transmembrane transport
Molecular function (GO): transmembrane transporter activity
Source: RefSeq, a predicted model, not a curated record